Myotis daubentonii (Daubenton's bat) is the source of this 583-nucleotide messenger RNA. Its product is annotated as protein C1orf43-like. The transcript has 2 exons. The record is from RefSeq and is a predicted model, not a curated record. The coding region runs from base 1 to 471 and encodes 156 amino acids. NCBI's taxonomy places the organism in Eukaryota, Metazoa, Chordata, Mammalia, Chiroptera, Vespertilionidae.
AUGACCCAGGGGACCUCAUGUCCUGUGGGACACAAUGCCCCCAAGGACUUAAAAGAGGAGAUUGAUAUUCGACUAUCCAAGGUUCAGGAUAUCAAGUAUGAACCUCAGCUCCUUGCGGAUGAUGAUGCAAGACUGCUGCAGCUGGACACCCAGGGAAAUCAGAGUUGCUACAACUAUUUAUACAGGAUGAAAGCUCUAGAUGCCAUCCGUGCCUCUGAAAUCCCAUUUCAUGCUGAAGGCCGGCAUCCCCGUUCCUUAAUGGGCAUGAAUUUUCUCUCCUACCUGCUAGAUCUUCGAAACACUAGUACUCCUUUCAAUGGUGUGCGCAAAGCCCUCAUUGAUACCCUGCUGGAUGGCUAUGAGACAGCCCGCUAUGGGACUAGAGUCUUUGGCCAGAGAGAGUACCUGCGCUAUCAGGAGGCCCUGAGUGAGCUGGCCACAGUGGUCAAAGCACGAAGUGGGAACUCUUAGCGACAACAUCAGUCAGCAGCCAAAGACCUACCCCAGGCUCCUGGAGUUUCCCCAACAACCAUACAGGUGACCUACCUCCCCUCCAGCCAGAAGAGUGAACGUGCCAAGCACU